AUGUAUCGUCAGUCUGUUGUACGCCGUGUAGGUCGGUCCUCGACGCGACACCUACGUUUAUUCUCGGAAGACACAUCGCUUGGGGAGCGUCCUAUUAGGACCCAAGACGAAUGGGCUAAUCAUCAGGUUCGACGCGCUGAAGUCGGCACUCUGAUCGACAUAUUCUCUAACUAUGGCUCAAAUCGCAGGCAAGAAACUGCAUUCAGACUACGAGACAACAUCCGUCGCCCAAUAGCAAACGCGACCGUGUCAUCCCUGCUUGCCGCUGGUGCUCACUUUGGUCAUGCUAAUUCAAGGAUGAACCCAAAUUUUCUGCCCUAUGCAUACGGAACUCGCGCCAAGUCAACCAUAAUCGACCUUGAACACACCGUCCCUCUACUGAAGCGGGCAGCCAACCUCGUUCGCGCCGUCGCUUUUGCGGGUGGGCAAAUUCUGUUUGUAGGCACAAGACCAGACCUACGCCAGAUUGUCAAAGCUGCUGCUGGCCGUAUAGGCAAGCAGGGCUACUAUAUUUCGGACCGGUGGAUUCCGGGGACGUUGACAAACACGAUUGAGAUGUACUCUCAGCAAGUUGUCAAAGAAACAAUCACAACCCCCGACCUUGUCGUUCUUCUCAACCCUCUAGCCAACAUUACUUGCAUUAGCGAAUGUGCCUUGGCCCAUGUUCCCACGAUUGCCAUUAUCGACUCGGAUGCCGACCCACGACUUGUUAUGUACCCAAUACCGGCCAAUGAUGAAAGUCCACAAACGGCGGAAAUCAUCGCGGGUAUCCUUAGUAUUGCAGGUCGGGAGGGGCUCGCUCUGCGUAUGGAAGAAGAAGUAGCCGUGGAAGAAAAUGAACAGGAAGAGCAGGAUGAAGCAUUCUGGGACGAGGUAGAAGCGGCGGAGAACGAAGAAUUAGAGGAAGAUGAGAGUGACGAUGCACCUCCAGGUCAAGGUAUUCAAGCGGAGGAGGAUGAAUAA
Messenger RNA from Mycena indigotica, 963 nucleotides. Its product is annotated as 40S ribosomal protein. Gene Ontology annotation, molecular function: structural constituent of ribosome. Lineage: Eukaryota; Fungi; Basidiomycota; Agaricomycetes; Agaricales; Mycenaceae. The transcript is spliced from 2 exons. Bases 1 to 963 code for a protein of 320 amino acids. Gene Ontology annotation, biological process: translation. The record is from RefSeq and is a predicted model, not a curated record. Gene Ontology annotation, cellular component: mitochondrial small ribosomal subunit; ribosome.